This is a messenger RNA of Diabrotica balteata, 1216 nucleotides long. Lineage: Eukaryota; Metazoa; Arthropoda; Insecta; Coleoptera; Chrysomelidae. The record is from the annotation of a GenBank genome assembly.
AUGUUCCGUCAGGUUCAGCUCUUAGUCCUUCUAUUUGCGACAGCGCUUGCUGCGCCAGAUCUAACUGAAUUAGAUCUAACUUCAACCAACGAAUUGGUAGCUGUCGUUCAGUUAUUUAGACAUGGACACAGGACUCCUACGGACUUUUACGAAAAUGAUCAGUAUUCGGAUUUAUCAAAAUAUUGGAGUGGCCUUGACUUAGGACAGUUAACAAAUAUUGGAAAACAACAGCACUAUGAGCUAGGGCAAUUUACUAGGAAACGAUAUGGUAAAUGGCUGCCACAGAAAUAUGAUAAAAAUGAUUUCUAUGCCCAGACCACAGAUGUCGAUCGAACACACAUGUCAGGGCAAAUAAAUCUUUACGGGCUUUAUCCAGCCAAAAAAGAUCAGUUAUGGAGGCUGUUCACUGAUUGGCAGCCCAUUCCACUACAUCCGGGAGAUUCUAAUAUUUGGGAAAUAUUUCCCAACUGUGCGGCUUAUAUGAAAGAAUACGCCGAAGUUCUUGCUUCUGAUUUGUAUGCAACAAUAGACAAAGAGUAUGCAGAUGUGUAUUCAUAUUUAUCACAGUAUUCAGGUGAAAAUAUUACAACCCUAUCAGAAGCAAAUUCCGUGUUUGAUUGUUUUAAAAGUGAAUCUACUGCUGGUCUUCGUCUUCCAUGGUGGGCGUCAAAAAUAUAUCCAGAACCAUUAACACAACUCAUGGGAUAUUUCUUUCACGCAAUGUCUUACACAACCAAACAACAGCGAUAUUAUUCUGGAACUCUGCUUAAUUCCAUUUUAAACUACUUCGACGACAAAAUAAAUGGUUCAGUAUCCCAACAGUUCAAAAUGUACAGCGGACACGACACAAAUAUUGCAGCUGUGUUGAGUGCUCUUGAUGCUUUUAAUCCACCCUAUCCUCCAGAGUACGCAAGCAGUGUGUAUUUUGAAUUAAGAAACUAUUCAGGGCACUAUUUUGUAAAUGUGUGGAGCAAAAACGGAUCCAACUUAAAGAAGAUUUCAAUAAGGGGAUGUGCUUUGGAUUGUCCUUUAGAUGAAGUUAGACAAAGAUUGAAUGAGAUAGUCCUAGAUGUUGCUACUAGAACCGAAGAGUGCAAUGCCAAAACGACAUUCAAAACGGUUGCUGCUGAAAAUAUGUACAAUAAGCUUAUUAAAAUUGGUGAAAUUGAACGUCUUAAAAGAACAUUUUAAAAUAAAUUAAUUAAAUAUGGUCUAA